Gracilinanus agilis (Agile Gracile Mouse Opossum) is the source of this 1326-nucleotide messenger RNA. RefSeq names its product aldo-keto reductase family 1 member C1-like. Gene Ontology annotation, cellular component: cytosol. Bases 150 to 1124 code for a protein of 324 amino acids. Lineage: Eukaryota; Metazoa; Chordata; Mammalia; Didelphimorphia; Didelphidae. Gene Ontology annotation, biological process: steroid metabolic process. Gene Ontology annotation, molecular function: aldose reductase (NADPH) activity; ketosteroid monooxygenase activity; steroid dehydrogenase activity. The record is from RefSeq and is a predicted model, not a curated record. The transcript has 9 exons.
CCAUGCCACUCCCACCGAGCUUCAUUGGGCAAUGCGGUAUAAAAUAUAAAUAACCACAACUUCUGUUAGUUUUUCUUCGCUGCUGUGUAGGAGAAGCUUUCUGACUUCGCCCAGUACUAACGUGACUUGCGGGGUGUAAAAAAAAAAAAAUGGCUCUUUCGAGAUUUCAUAGGGUGACAAUGAAUGAUGGGAACACCAUCCCGGUUCUAGGACUUGGUACUUAUGCACCCCGAACUGUUCCCAAAAGUGAAAGUGAGAUGGCCACAAAGGUAGCUAUUGAAGUGGGAUUCCGCCAUAUUGAUGGAGCUUUUCUCUAUGAUAAUGAAAAAGAAGUUGGACAGGGCAUCCGAGCGAAGAUUGCAGAUGGAACAGUGAAAAGAGAGGACAUAUUCUACACAGGGAAGCUUUGGAGCACAUACCACCGCCCUGAGUUGGUCAGAACUGGCCUGGAAAAGACCCUGAAGGAACUCCAGCUUGAUUAUAUCGAUCUCUACAUUAUCCAUUGGCCUGUCUCUUUGAAACCUUCCAAAGAUCAUCUCCCAAUGGACGAAAAUAAGAAAAUUCUCCUGGAAUCCGUGGAUUUGCUUGAAACUUGGGAGGCCAUGGAGAAAUUAAAGGAUGCAGGCCUUGUGAAAUCCAUUGGAGUAUCCAACUUCAACCGUAGGCAAUUGGAAAUGAUCUUGAAUAAACCUGGGCUUAAAUAUAAACCAGUCUGCAACCAGGUGGAAUGCCAUCCUUACCUGAACCAGAGCAAAUUGUUGGAGUUCUGCAAGGCAAACAAUAUCGUAUUGGUAGCAUAUAGUGCCUUGGGAUCUCAUAGAGAGCCUAGUUGGAUAGAUGAAAAGGCCCCUGUUCUUCUAGAUGACCCAGUCUUGAGAGCUGUUGCCAAGAAGCACAAUCGGACCCCUGCUCAGGUUGUUCUGAGAUACCAGAUACAGCGAGGGGUGGUGGUCUUGGCAAAGAGCUUCAAUGAGAAGCGGAUCAGAGAGAACUUUCAGGUGUUUGAUUUCCAGUUGACUCCAGAAGACAUGGAAACCAUUAAUGGCCUUAACAAAAACCUUCGCUACUUGAGCCUUGAUAUGUUCAAGGAAUCUGCCAACUAUCCAUUUAAUGAUGAAUAUUAGGGAAGUUUUAACUCAGAAGAUGUGUGACCCUGAAUCAUUAGUUGUCUCAAAGGAAUAGCUUCCAUUCUGCUGAUUUUCAUGGAAAUGAAAUUCCUUGAUUUGAUUAGGCCAUGCUUCUACACCAAGGUCUAACCUAAAGGUAGUUGUUCUAUUAGAAGCUCUGCCUUUCUCAUGUGCAAUAAAAUAAGCACAAUGGUACAGA